Messenger RNA from Pyricularia pennisetigena, 819 nucleotides. RefSeq lists its product as uncharacterized. The coding region runs from base 1 to 819 and encodes 272 amino acids. NCBI's taxonomy places the organism in Eukaryota, Fungi, Ascomycota, Sordariomycetes, Magnaporthales, Pyriculariaceae. The transcript has 3 exons. The record is from RefSeq and is a predicted model, not a curated record.
AUGCGUGCAUCGAUAACCUACACGAGCCUCCUCUGGCUCAUUGCCGGCGCCACGGCCGCCAUAGUCCCGAAUUUCCUCUUACCCCCUGUCGUCAGCGACCUCAUGAACAAGGACAAGUCACAACCAGGAGCUCCGCAGACCCCGGAGCUGCUCAAAGGAUCGCCGUAUUGCGUCCAGGCGUACGAAAUCCGCGCAGGAGACACCUGCUUCAGCAUCGCCCAGCAGCACGGCCUCGCCACGGAGCAGAUCAGGUACUGGUCGCCUGUGGUGCGGGACGACGGCUGCGACUCGCUCCCCGUCGGGGGCCGCGUCUGCGUGGCCGUGGCGAACGAGCCCGAGGCGCUCAGGUGGACGCCGGAGAAGCAGGCCGUGGCGGACGAGAUGGCCCGCAAGAAGUACGAGGAGGAGGAGGCUCAGAGGAAGAAGGAAGAAGACGAGCGAAAGAAAAAGGAGGAGGAGGAACGGAAGAAAAAGGAAGAAGAGGACAGGAAGAACAGAGAAGAGGAGGAAAAGAAGAGGAAGGCUGAGGAGCUCGAGAGGAAAAAGAUCCCCAUGUGGCGAGACGGCAAGAUCAGGUGGCCCGACCCAAAGGACGGCAAGUAUCCCUACGUUUUUUAUGGCCGCGGCUCGGUUAUCUGGAGUAGCAAGUGGGGCUAUACUGAGUACUACAUGGAUCGUCCCGACCAGUAUAAGCAGCGGUAUCUUACUGAUUACUGCGACGAUCGUUGUACAUUCUGGACCUUGGAAGAGAUCAAGGAGCCGAUGGGUGAAAGGUUCGUACCUGGCCCGUGGCAUCAGAGAGCAAUGGGCGCGCCGUAG